Molecule: messenger RNA, 886 nt
Organism: Babesia bovis T2Bo
Lineage: Eukaryota; Apicomplexa; Aconoidasida; Piroplasmida; Babesiidae
Product: Serine hydrolase (FSH1) family protein
Exons: 1
Coding region: 31-879 (282 amino acids)
Cellular component (GO): cytoplasm; nucleus
Source: RefSeq, a predicted model, not a curated record
CAGUUAUACAUAAAUACAGUAUUUACUCCUAUGAUAUUUCGUUUCACGGAACCAUUCGGCAAAACACUUUUGUACCCUAGAAUCAAGGCUUUCCUAUAUCCCGGCAUACCCAGAUCGUAUGCAUCGGUAACCAUGGCAGCUACCAAGGAAACCACUGAAAGGAAGCUUAAAGUAGUUUUCCUUCAUGGAUUCACGCAAACUGAUGAAACUCUAAGGCAGAAGACACUGGCAUUUAAGACCACGUGCCAGAAGUAUCUGGAUAUCAAAUACGUGUGCUCGCCACAUGUACUUAGACAGGCACCGGCGUUCUACGAUGACUCCAGAAAGGGUAAAUGUGAUGAGGAAAUAAAGGAGAUGGAAAACAAGGCCCGGGAGGCCUAUAUCAGGGACCACGGGCCUAAGGAUACAUAUGGCAAUACAUGGUUCUAUAUCGGUAAAGACGGCGAUUACUCUUCGCAGGUUAAAUCCGGCGAUGUAGUAGGCCUAGAUGCAUCGCUAAAGGUAGUAUUCGAUGCCUGCAAGGAACAUAACGCCGAUGGAAUCAUGGGAUUCAGCCUAGGGGGGCUGAUGGCAGUCAUUGCAACGCAAAAGGCGCUGCAGGAUGACUCCAUUGGAUGGAAACCUAGGUUUGUUGCAUUAUUCAGCCCGCCAAUGAUCGGUAACGACAUUAUCUGCAGCAUGCUGGAACAAGGCCCUAAAGUAGAUAUACCGUCACUGGUACUUGUCAGUGAGAAUGACGUUUUCGUUAAACCCGAGCGCACGUACUUGCUACUGAAGUAUCUUAGAGAACCCGAGAUAAAAUACCAUUCCGCAGGGCACACAGUCCCGCAUACGGAAUGCAAGGAAGUGUAUCGCAACUUCUUCACUCGGUUCAUGUAGAACACUA